AUGAUAAAAAACCCAGCCACUGCACCUACACCAAUACCAAUCUUUGCGCCUAAUGAGAAUGAAUCUCCUGGGUCAUUUGAAUUCGAACUUUUUGUUCCAUUUAUAUUUGAUAUAUCAAAA
Racocetra fulgida is the source of this 120-nucleotide messenger RNA. Lineage: Eukaryota; Fungi; Glomeromycota; Glomeromycetes; Diversisporales; Gigasporaceae. The record is from the annotation of a GenBank genome assembly.